AUGAGUGGAAGAGGCAAAACCGGCGGUAAGGCGAGAGCGAAGGCGAAGACUCGCUCCUCCAGAGCAGGGCUGCAGUUCCCCGUCGGCCGUGUUCACAGACUUCUCCGCAAAGGAAACUACGCCGAGCGCGUCGGUGCCGGAGCUCCCGUCUAUCUGGCGGCUGUGCUCGAGUAUCUGACCGCUGAGAUCCUGGAGUUGGCUGGAAACGCCGCGAGAGACAACAAGAAGACCCGCAUCAUUCCCCGUCACCUGCAGCUGGCGGUGCGCAAUGACGAGGAGCUCAACAAACUCCUGGGUCGAGUGACCAUCGCUCAGGGCGGCGUGCUGCCCAACAUCCAGGCCGUGCUGCUGCCCAAGAAGACCGAGAAACCCGCCAAAGCCAAGUAAACCGAGUCCGCUCUGUUUCUGAAACAAAGGCUCUUUUAAGAGCCAAC
Messenger RNA from Carassius gibelio (silver crucian carp), 434 nucleotides. Its product is annotated as histone H2A-like. Gene Ontology annotation, cellular component: nucleosome. The record is from RefSeq and is a predicted model, not a curated record. Gene Ontology annotation, molecular function: DNA binding; protein heterodimerization activity; structural constituent of chromatin. The transcript has a single exon. Lineage: Eukaryota; Metazoa; Chordata; Actinopteri; Cypriniformes; Cyprinidae. The coding region runs from base 1 to 387 and encodes 128 amino acids.